Phytomonas sp. Hart1 is the source of this 195-nucleotide messenger RNA. NCBI's taxonomy places the organism in Eukaryota, Euglenozoa, Kinetoplastea, Trypanosomatida, Trypanosomatidae. The record is from the annotation of a GenBank genome assembly.
AUGUUUAGGGACUGGAUUAAAAUACAUCAUGUUUCAUUUCUAGCAGGCUGUAAUUAUGUGAUGCAUAUAGGAACUGUAAUGCUCCAUUGUGGUUUCCUGAUUAUAAAUUUCGCAUUGUUUGCUUAUUUAUUUACUUUACGCACAUUCAAAGCAACAAGGAAGUUGACAAGAGUCGGUCACGGUGAUUUUACUUAG